This is a messenger RNA of Colletotrichum gloeosporioides, 2766 nucleotides long. RefSeq names its product Nitrogen assimilation transcription factor nirA. Gene Ontology annotation, biological process: regulation of DNA-templated transcription; DNA-templated transcription. The record is from RefSeq and is a predicted model, not a curated record. The transcript has 7 exons. Gene Ontology annotation, molecular function: zinc ion binding; DNA binding; DNA-binding transcription factor activity, RNA polymerase II-specific. NCBI's taxonomy places the organism in Eukaryota, Fungi, Ascomycota, Sordariomycetes, Glomerellales, Glomerellaceae. The coding region runs from base 1 to 2766 and encodes 921 amino acids.
AUGCGUUUCCGAUCCUGGGCGGCUGUUGUGGUCAUCUCGACAUUCGCACACCUCACUUCGGCGCACAUGAUGAUGUCUGAUCCAUCACCCUUGAAAGCCAAGAUCAACCCAAACACCGCCGAAGGAAAUGUUGACUACAGCUACACAAGUCCUCUAUCAUCGAGCGGAUCCGAUUACCCUUGUAAGGGCCACUUGAGCGUGCUGGGCACCUCAGAAGCAGAUCCCGUCGCUACUUGGAACGCUGGCGAGGACCACACGAUCACUCUUUCAGGCCAUACCACCCACAACGGCGGUUCAUGCCAGGUGUCUAUGUCUGUGGAUGGCGGUAACACCUUCAAAGUCCUCCGAAGCAUUAUUGGUGGCUGCCCUGCCGGGGAUGGCUACCGGAUUUUAUUCACCCUGCCUGACGAUACUCCCUCAUCCGAUCAAGCCAUCUUGGCCUGGUCAUGGUUCAACAAUCUUGGCAACAGAGAGAUGUACAUGAAUUGUGCUGUCAUCAAAAUUGGAAAUGGCGGUAGCGGCAACAACUUUCGCGCCCAACCAGACAUCUUUCGCGCCAAUGUCGGCAAUGGAUGCAGAACCGUCGACAACGCAGACGUGAUGAUCCCAAAUCCCGGACCCAACGUCGAGCUUGCCGGCUCCAACGCAGUUCCGCCGACGGGCGAUUGCGAAUCUGGUCCUGGUGCUCAAUCACCGGGGGGAUCUGACUCUAACUCUGGCUCUGGCUCAGACUCAGGCUCAGGAUGUGGUUCUGGGCAGGUUUCUGGGCCGCUGAAGAAGAAUAUGCAGCCUUUGCGCCCGCUGCUGCCGGCGCAAGAUAGUCCUGCUGAACCAGCAAAACUCGAAAAUCUCCCGAGGAAAAGGUCUCGGCCUGUGCAAGCUGCCUGCAACGCAUGCCGUAAGCGCAAGUCAAAGUGUACUGGAGAGAGGCCAACGUGCAGUGUGUGCCUUUACCGCCGCAGCUCCUGCGAAUACACCACGCGACCUGGCCGAGCGACGAUCCACGAGCAAGUUUUGGCGCUACUGAAGAACUUACCUGAAGAGGCUGCCCAGGACGUUUUCCAAAGGAUCAGAUCCGGGGCCGACGCCACGACUAUCGUGAACCAUGUCGAGGCUGGAGAUCUGUUACUUCAGAUGGCUAUUACCCCCGAAACGCGGCUACGAUAUGACUUCCCCUACCGUUCCGAGAUGCCUGAGAUUUACAUCCAAAACAAUCCUUAUUUGAAUUCGUUCAUAUACGAAGCGGCAUCACUGUACUCUGCACAUGGGCAAGGGAGACCUUCGCAUGCCAUCGCCAGUGGGUCGCAGGAACUCCAAAGUGUCUACACCAGACCGUUUCAUGCAGCACAAGUCGUCGAGCCCCGCUUGUCCGACGCCAAGGUAUCAUGGUGGACUAAUGUAUGCGAUGACGAUUCACUGAUGCAAGACCUCCUCCGCGCCUUGUUCAGAUGCGAAUAUCAAUUUUCUGCGGCUUUUCAGAAAGACCUGUUCCUCGAAGACUUGGUGGCACAAAAGCAAGACUUUUGCUCUUCACUACUUGUCAACAUAACCCUUGCCUAUGCCUGUGUCUGCUAUCCACAGUUUUCAAAUCGCGUCGAGUAUUGGAACCCCAAUACGCUUGGAUACCGCUUCCUCGCAGAAGCCAAACGUCUCUGGGAACUGCAGGCCUCCGAGCCGCGGGUCACUACCAUACAAGCUGGCAUCCUAUUCAGCGUUUUCCACAACCUGUGCGGUCUAGAUGAGAUUGGUCAGCCGUACAGAAUCCACGGCGUCAAAUUGGCACUCAAGCUGCGUCUCUUUUCUAAAAGCUCAUGUGGAAAUAAUGACUCGAAACGGAAAGGCUGGGCUUACACCGCCUGGGCUCUCUACAACUGGGAAACGCUGGUUGCAUUUUCCUUCAUGAUACCGCCUUUAGUCAAAGAGCCUCCGGACUGGCCAUUGCCUGACCCGACAAGAGAGGGCGACUGGUAUGGCGAAAUCUGGCUUCAAUACCCACUGGUUUCAGACCUUCAACCAACUCAAUUUGGUCACAUCUUUCGAACGAGGGCCAAGUUCAGAGUCAUCAUGAACGAGUAUUGCGACGCAGCAUUUUCUCCAAAUGGAGUCAUUAGUCUCGAUCAAGCCAAUAGACUCCAUGAGAGAUUGAGAAGGUGGUACAGUGACUUGCCGGAGCCACUUACGCCCAUGAUGAUAGCACUUCCAGGCCACUUUCAACUGCACAUAUACUACUACCAUUUGCUACUUAUGAUCUACGAACCCUUACUUGCCGCCAGUAAAGCCAGCGACGCGACAUUGCAAAAAGUCGUUGCCGACGCGAAGAAAUAUCUCCAAACCUUAAUCCGCCUCUACUAUCUCCGGCACGGCUACGAAGCUAUGGACCUGUUUCUUGUGAUACCUCUCAUGCUCACGGGAUACGACUGCAUCAACGCGAUAUUGGAAGAGAAGUCUGAGCAUCAAAUCGAAAUCCUCCGGUCUACGCUCAUCCUAGUCGCGAAAGGGCUGCAGAACCAGCGUCGCAAUCACUACUUGGCUGAAGCGCUGUUUCGAGUUAUCAGAGGACGGAUGCGCCCACAAGAGGUGGCCCUUUUGAGAAAUUCGAUGACGUUUGACGACGAGCAAGAGAUGGAGAAGCACGAUAUGGUGCAGGCUGUGCGCAGUAACUGGCCCGUCAGCAUUGUCAAGAAGCAGGAGGAAGUGGAUGAUCAUAUUCUGACAAAUCUUGUUGAGAGUUACGGGUCGUUAAAUGUGGAGGAGACAGCACAGUGA